CCAGGCGGUGAGCUCAGCCCUUCAACCCUUCCCUCCUGUGUUGGGCUGUCAGCAGAGCCGUUUCUCCCAAGAAGAUUUCCAGGCCCCUCUGGGCCAUGAAGAGGCCUAAAUUUAGCCAGCAGACAAGGGGCUGGCCUCGAGCCCAGGGACAGUUGGGCCUUAUAAAGCGCUGGCAGUCAGGGGCCCCCGGCACGCGUCCCUGAAGGCCUGCACCCACGCGUUUCUCCAGCCCAGCCCCUGCCCGUCAGGACAGGGCCCCCGCUGCCUGUGGAUGAGCCAUCGGACCUCCUCCGCCUUCAGAGCGGAGAGAAGCUUCCGUUCCUCCUCUUCAUCCUCCUCCUCUUCUUCUUCGGCCUCCCGUGCCCUUCCAGCCCAGGACCCACCCAUGGAGAAGGCCCUGAGCAUGUUUUCGGACGAUUUUGGCAGUUUCAUGCUGCCCCACUCGGAGCCCCUGGCCUUCCCAGCCCGUCCUGGGGGACAAGGCAACAUCAAGACCCUCGGGGAUGCCUACGAGUUUACAGUGGACAUGAGAGACUUCUCCCCUGAAGACAUCAUUGUUACCACCUUCAACAACCACAUCGAGGUGCGGGCAGAGAAGCUGGCAGCUGAUGGCACAGUCAUGAACACCUUUGCUCACAAGUGCCAACUACCAGAAGAUGUGGACCCUACGUCGGUGACCUCGGCCCUACGAGAGGACGGCAGCCUCACCAUCCGUGCGCGGCGUCACCCACACACAGAACAUGUCCAGCAGACCUUCCGGACGGAGAUAAAAAUCUGAGGGUCUCCCCACCCCUGGCCUCCCCCCAUCUCCUCCCCCACUGGCCUGCUGGUGAGGUCAUCAUGACCCCUGACAAUGGCUCCCCAGGGCAUCUCGGCCCAGGCUCCAGUCACUUCACACACUCUUAGGCCCCAGGUGGGUCACCCCCACCCCAAACUAGGGCCCUCCUCUCCACCCAAGGCAGUCCAGGGACCCGCUUGCCUUCAUCCAGAUAGACCCUCCCUAUCUUAGUUCACAAUAGAGAACCUGGGGUACUGACCUGGGGGGAGGGGCGGCGCAAGAUGAGGACAGAGCCUAUAACACAGAGUGGUGGCAUCAGUGGGAUUUCUGCAGGGCAGGGGACCAGGAGCCCUCCUGGCAGAUGAAAGGCUGGCCACAAACAGUGCUUCUGGCCUAGGUGGACUGCCUCAGGGAAGCCAGAAAGACACCCAUGACGACUGUCACCUCCCUUGCAACUCUCAAAGCCUCGAACCCAGGGCUACCUGUCACCCCAGCCUCUAACCACUACGUGUACCAGGCAAGGACACCUGUGCUUAGAUGGGGUUUAUGCUCCUGUCUCCAGCUGCUGGUGCAUGAGGCCACAGCCCCAGGCUCCUGGGUGGCUCCCUCUACAGAGAGGGUCCUCUGUGGAAGUGAGAGGAAGAGCCAAGACUUGUGUACACACACACACACCACACACACACACACACACACACACCAUUGUCCUAUGCCUUAAACACCCAUUCCCAUUAGUUGGAGCCCAAUUCAAAGCAUUCUAGAAUCAUACUUAGCAUCUCUGUUUUCAUCAAUGGAGACGUGGCGUCUCUGAGCCUGGGCAGGUUUGUCUCUGAAGCCAGCGCUGCCUCAGCCACUCUCAGCCCCUCACGUCUGUGUACUGGGGACACUUCCCCCCAUUCCACCUCUCCUGAGCCACAUGCCCUGCUUCACCCUGACUGCAGACCGUGGCCAGGGGAAGAGCCCCAACCCAGAUCCCUUCUGGCUCCCAAAUCCAGGACAAAACCCUUGUCAGCCUUCACCCUGGGGGACCCGGGCUCUGCCUCAGUCUCCAAGUUUAAAAUCGGGUGUAAAAGGGGGAAGCUCACUGUCAGUUGGGGUCCCUGGGGCCUCUGAAGUCUUGGGACCCUGUGGUUAGGGAGGGUGGGGGAGAGGGUCGUGUGAGUCUAUAGUCUCUAUAACAUGUACACAAUAAAAGGACAGACUUGUGAAGACCC
Mastomys coucha (southern multimammate mouse) is the source of this 1989-nucleotide messenger RNA. It is a transcript of the gene Hspb7, whose product is annotated as heat shock protein family B (small) member 7. The transcript has 3 exons. Gene Ontology annotation, biological process: heart development. NCBI's taxonomy places the organism in Eukaryota, Metazoa, Chordata, Mammalia, Rodentia, Muridae. The record is from RefSeq and is a predicted model, not a curated record. Bases 272 to 778 code for a protein of 168 amino acids. Gene Ontology annotation, cellular component: nucleus; cytoplasm.